AUGAAAGCUAAAGUGUCAACAACAUUAAACAUAAAUGUGAGUGUGGGACAAUUAAGAAAUGCAAAGAAAAUUGCAUUACAAGAGAUUGAAGGAAGUAUGAUUGAACAUUAUGGGAUAUUGUGGUCAUAUGAUGAGGAAAAUAUCAGGUCAAAUAUUGGGUCUACUGUGAGGUUGGAUAUAGACAUCAUGCUAGAUUCCACAACUUUGUUUUCCAAGUUUUGUGUGUGUUUCAAAGUUGUAAGGGAUGGUUGGUUAGAAAGGUGCAGGCAUGUAAUUGGGCUUGAUGGUUGCUUUUUAAAUGGUAUAGUUAGAGGAGAAGUUCUUCCAACUGUUAGGAGAGAUGCAAACAACCACAUCUUCCCUAUAGCAUGGGUUGUGGUCUGUGUUGAGGAUAAAGAAACAUAG
Lactuca saligna is the source of this 405-nucleotide messenger RNA. The record is from the annotation of a GenBank genome assembly. NCBI's taxonomy places the organism in Eukaryota, Viridiplantae, Streptophyta, Magnoliopsida, Asterales, Asteraceae.